AUGGAUGGAGAAUACCAACACCAAAUUGCAUGCCUCGCACCACUACCUAAUCAGGGAUGGAUCUUCCCGGAAUCGCUCAACCAGUGUAUCAAUACCGGUCCAGAAGAAGACCACGAAAGCUGCAGCGAUUUCAUCAUCAUCUCACUCACCGGUCAAUGUAUUGAUUUACGACCACCGUUACUAAUCAGGUUACAGGUUUGACUUUGACUACUGCUAUCCUUAUGAUGUUGGAGUAAUCACAUCUUCUUCAUGAAACCAAUUCUGCGAAAAGGAGAUCCAAUCGCGGCUCUCUUAUUAGAUAAAUGGAAAGAUUUUUAUAAAGACGGAUAUCAAUUGAUGGGGCAUCUUCAUCCGGGACCGCCUCCAAUGAUAUCCCCUAACCUAGCUCUAUUCCAUCGAUACCGGUUGAAAUUGAUUUGAGUGAAACUCCAUGGGAUCCAUCCGAUAGAAUUUUUUUUUUCAAAUUAUCACCCUAAUCAAAGAGACAAAAUAAGGCAAAAAAAAUAAUUGAUUAGAGGACCUUGUCAACUGUGUGAUCAUACAUUUCCAACAAAAGAGAUAGGAGGUAGGACAAGACGUUUCAAUCCGGCUUGGUUUGAUCAUCGUCAAUACACAGUAAAUGUUUGGAGUAUAGUAAAAAAAGAAAAUUAAGCUUUUUAUUUGUGUUGUUACUUAUUUAAAGAUGUAUCAAGUAAAAGGGGCGGCGGUGAUACUUUUGUAACAUAAAGUUUUAGUUCUUGGAAUAAACCGGAAAGACUUAAGACUCAUGAAGUCAAUUUUACUAGUUCCCAUUUCAUACCACCUAAAAAAUCUGAAGAUUUGAUGAAACAAAAUCAAUCUAUUGCCACUGUUCUUCAUAAUCAAAAUGAUGCUAUAAGGAAUGAACAUCGAAUUCGAUAAAAUGUUUCCAUUGAUACAUCUAGAUGUUUAUUGAAAUGUGCAUUACCUUUUCGUGGUCACGAUGAGUUUGAAAUGUCUCUUUUUAGAGGAAAUUUCUUGGAAGUAUUGAAUUUGGUUCGGGAUCAAAAAGAGAUUGUACGGAAAGUUAUGUUACGAAACGCUCCCGGGAACAAUCAAAUGGUGGUUCCAUGUAUUCAAAAAGAUAUUGCUCAUUGUUUAGCACAAGAAGUACUUAAAUCAAUUUUUGAAGAAAUUGGUGAUGGUGUUUUUUCUUUAUUAGUUGAUGAAUCCAUCGAUAUAUCCAAAAAGGAACAAAUGAUGAUAGUUUUGCGAUAUGUUACAUGUGAGAUUGUAAAAUAAAUGUUUAUUGGUCUAGUUCAUGUGAAGGAGACAUCUGCGUAUUAUGUUCAUUGCUUUCCUCACCAACUCCAACUAGUCAUUGUGGCAGUUGCAAAAAAAAAAACAUCACGGCGUUGGAGACUUUUUUGAUAUGGUAGCUGUUCUAAUGAAUGUUGUGUGUGCUUCUUGUAAACGUACAUAUAUGAUGCGCGAAAGUUAAAAAGAGAAACU
Lactuca saligna is the source of this 1470-nucleotide messenger RNA. NCBI's taxonomy places the organism in Eukaryota, Viridiplantae, Streptophyta, Magnoliopsida, Asterales, Asteraceae. The record is from the annotation of a GenBank genome assembly.